GGGAGCCGCAGUCGCCGCCGCCACUCCCGCUCUCUCUGCGCCGCCGCCACUGCCGCCGCCGCCGCCGCUAGAGUCUGCAGCCCCGAGGAGAUCCCAGCCAUCAUGUCGAUAGAGAAGAUCUGGGCACGGGAGAUCUUGGACUCCCGUGGAAACCCCACGGUGGAGGUGGAUCUCUACACUGCCAGAGGUCUUUUCAGGGCUGCGGUACCCAGUGGAGCCUCCACUGGGAUCUAUGAGGCCUUGGAGCUAAGGGAUGGGGACAAACAGCGUUACUUAGGCAAAGGUGUCCUGAAGGCAGUGGACCACAUCAACACCACCAUCGCGCCAGCCCUCAUCAGCUCAGGUCUCUCCGUAGUGGAGCAGGAGAAGCUGGACAACCUGAUGUUGGAGUUGGAUGGGACUGAGAACAAGUCCAAGUUUGGGGCCAAUGCCAUCCUGGGUGUGUCCCUGGCCGUGUGUAAGGCAGGGGCAGCUGAGCGGGAAUUGCCCCUAUAUCGCCACAUUGCUCAGCUGGCUGGGAACUCAGACCUCAUCCUGCCUGUGCCGGCCUUCAAUGUGAUCAAUGGUGGCUCUCAUGCUGGCAACAAGCUGGCCAUGCAGGAGUUUAUGAUCCUUCCAGUGGGUGCCGAGAGCUUUCGUGAUGCCAUGCGACUUGGCGCGGAGGUCUACCACACCCUAAAAGGGGUCAUCAAGGACAAGUACGGCAAGGAUGCCACCAAUGUGGGAGAUGAGGGUGGCUUUGCCCCCAAUAUCCUGGAGAACAGUGAAGCCUUGGAACUGGUGAAGGAAGCCAUUGACAAGGCUGGCUACACGGAAAAGAUCGUCAUCGGCAUGGAUGUCGCCGCCUCAGAGUUCUAUCGCGACGGCAAAUAUGACUUGGAUUUCAAGUCUCCUGCUGACCCUUCCCGCUACAUCACUGGGGACCAGCUGGGGUCCCUCUACCAGGACUUUGUCAGGGACUAUCCUGUGGUCUCCAUUGAGGACCCCUUCGACCAGGAUGAUUGGGCCGCCUGGUCAAAGUUCACAGCCAAUGUAGGCAUACAGAUUGUGGGCGAUGACCUGACAGUGACCAAUCCGAAGCGGAUCGAGCGGGCAGUGGAAGAAAAGGCCUGCAACUGCCUGCUGCUCAAGGUCAACCAGAUCGGUUCGGUCACUGAAGCCAUCCAAGCGUGCAAGCUGGCCCAGGAGAAUGGCUGGGGGGUCAUGGUGAGCCAUCGCUCAGGAGAGACUGAGGACACGUUCAUCGCGGACCUGGUGGUGGGGCUGUGCACAGGUCAGAUCAAGACUGGUGCCCCGUGCCGUUCUGAGCGUCUGGCUAAGUACAACCAGCUCAUGAGAAUUGAGGAAGAGCUGGGAGAUGAAGCUCGCUUCGCAGGACACAAUUUCCGCAAUCCCAGUGUGCUGUGAGCCCUCUACUUGCCUGGAGACUUGGACCGCCCCCCCCCCCCCCCCCACC
Molecule: messenger RNA, 1456 nt
Organism: Pteronotus mesoamericanus
Lineage: Eukaryota; Metazoa; Chordata; Mammalia; Chiroptera; Mormoopidae
Gene: ENO2
Product: enolase 2
Exons: 12
Coding region: 103-1407 (434 amino acids)
Biological process (GO): glycolytic process
Cellular component (GO): phosphopyruvate hydratase complex
Molecular function (GO): phosphopyruvate hydratase activity; magnesium ion binding
Source: RefSeq, a predicted model, not a curated record